This is a messenger RNA of Pararge aegeria (speckled wood butterfly), 3506 nucleotides long. RefSeq lists its product as uncharacterized. The transcript has 18 exons. The record is from RefSeq and is a predicted model, not a curated record. The coding region runs from base 1 to 3459 and encodes 1152 amino acids. NCBI's taxonomy places the organism in Eukaryota, Metazoa, Arthropoda, Insecta, Lepidoptera, Nymphalidae.
AUGGGGUCUGGCGCGUCGGCCCUGGCGAGCGAGAUACCUGGCACAGAUCUACGUCUACCCGCAUCGGGACUGCGGUUCACGUCUCAACAGAUUCGAUCUCUCAACUCUUAUGUCGACACGCUGUAUGAAGAGGACCAAAAUGGUCGCAUGUCAACGGAGACCGAGUGCGCAGUUGAGAACCUUGUGCAGAGGAUUGUGGACGGCGCCGGCCAGAGAGAUCCUCGCUUCAAAUGCUGCCAUCUCAUCGCGCUGCAUCGGGAGAAGAAGAUGCGUUCCCGAUCGCUGGAAUACCUGGUGACACUGGACUCUCUGCCAGUGUUGAAUGACGGGGAAGACUGUCGUUUGCUGGAAGGGCCCGUGGGCUACGGCAAGAUCAGGCUGGGUGGCAGGGAAGCGGAUAAAUGGGCUGACUUUCUUACUCCCGCUGGAUAUUUGUGCAGAGAUAAGGUGGUGGAGCGAUGGGUGGAACUAAUCGCCCGCUGCGCGCAGUCUAGGGGUGGAGGGGCAUCGCGUGCGCUUAGUGCGAGCGUGUUGCCUCAUGCGCGUCCGUACACCUACUGCUAUUUGGAAAGGGCGUCGCACCUGGCGGCCCUGGAGCGACGCCUGGCGAUAGUGGAGGGCUGCGCGUGGGUGAUGGUGCGAGCGGGCGCGGGCGAGGCGGAAGCCAAGCUGAUGCUGGCAGUCGGCGUCGCGGGCUGCAGCGCCAACGCGUACACCACGCGAGUGCCUUUGACGCAUCCGCUGGCUUUACUGCAUUAUACUGGUGCUCAAGGAGGUUACUACGCAGCGGCAGUAGGUCCCCCAUCAUCAGUGGUGAACGCUGAUCGAGCAUCCACAUGGCAACUGUGGCACCCCGCCUUGGAGGCGACCCUGGACUCUCAUGCCUCACAUCUGUCCUCUAUAGCCAAAAUUGCUGGCGCUCUCAACAGCUUGGUGGAUAAGAUGCGAGAAGGCUACUUCCAGGGGUCAGCACAGCUCCUGAGUCGGUACGCGGCCUGGUGCGCGUACCGAAGACGUUUGGACCGCUGCGCGUUGUACCGAAGUGCAGCAGCGAGAGCCUGCGUGUCUUCGCACGCUGCCCAUCAUUUGCUGCUUAUUUUGGAUAAUCUUUUGAACGUGUGUGAGCGCGGCGGAGUUGCUGGCUACGUGUACGCUUCUGAGAGGGGCUCGCUGGUGCGGCGCGCAGCUCGCGACACUGACUGGUCUCAAGACUCCACUGCGAUUAGGAACUGCCUGCUUUACCUGCACAGGAUUGCUGUGGGCGAGGAGAUUCCUCAGUCGCCGUCAGAGAGACUCGAAGCCGCGCUGGUGGGGCGCUGGGACGCGCUGUCAGCGGCGCCCACUGGUGGGGGAGUGGGCAGCUUUUCCAGGAACCAGUUCACGUACCUCAACAGACUCGUCAAGGAGUUGAUUCUUUGCAAGAAUAUGGUAACUUAUGAUCACCACAGCACAUUCCACGCCAACCUCCUGCAAGCCACAUCACAGUUCCAGGAGAGCAUAGAACAGCUAAUCCACAUCCUGGCGAUCCUCUUGGACCAGGCCCGGGAUAUUUACUUCACGUUGCACGCGCGCUCGCAAGCUGUGGGGGAAUUCGAUAGAGAACUAGAAGUAUAUAGAUCGAAGAAAUGGAGCAAACUCAAGGACUACUAUGACGCUUCGUCGGCAUGCCUAAUCGCUGCCGUCCGAAGGGACCCGGACCUUCGGAAGGAAGACCUGACCGACGACCUGACGGUCAUAAAGAAUGUUCUGCACUGGCUUUACAAAGGCGCAAAAGAUGACAAAAAAUACCUCGGACCAGUACUGAAGCCAUUCCUAAACGACUUGCAUACCACAACUGCCGAAAACUCUUGGUUCCUCGAAGAUUUCGAGGCUAAGAAGUGUACGGGAGAGUUCGAGGGUCUCAAGGCCUACUGCCUGAGCGUCCACGAGGGUUCGGAGCCGUGCGUGGGGCUGCUGGAUGCUGCCAAGAAGUUUACAUGGGCAAAGGCGUUGGUUGACCUCGUAGACAGAUAUCGGCAGUAUGAAUUCCGUCUCGUAUUCCCAACGGGCGAAGGUCUUGCGGUCUCGUACCCAGUGAAGCUGCCUUCGCGGAGGGAGCACAGGUCGGCGCGAAUGCUGACGCUGAGCAGGCGAGACAAGGCAGAGGCCAAGCUGAGACUGGCGAGGCGAUGUGUGCUGGCGGCCUUCACCUCUGUUUUAGUGGGCAGGCAAGAAUCAAAACAAAUAUCAAGACACGGGAGCACAGAAGAAAUUCUGGCUAGCGUCCAAAACGGCAGCUACUGGAGGAACGCUACAAAACCUGACAUCAUUCCUUCCAACCAGGACCCAACCGUUCCAGACCUUCCUAAAGUCAGACGAAGGUCUAGGCGGAGAAGACCAGCCACAUCACACGGCUUUCCAGAAAUUUCCAUCACAAGCCAAUCAGAUACAAAGACGUUACGAAGGAAGUAUCAUACGUUGAAGAGUCUGGUUUAUACGGAACCGGUGGAGAGUAUAAGAGAGUUGAGAGAGAGGCCGCGGUCUGCUGGCUCUACUGUGAGAGAAAAGGAUGCAUUGACCAGACCCAGUAUUCUCGAGACUUUGGACUUCAUAAAUGGAGUGAAGGAUGCUUUGUGUGUGGAAGAAUCUGCAACAUCGGAUGCCGAAGACGGGGCGUGGUCUGUCCAAGACGAGUGGGUGAUAGGGCAGGCGGCUCCCUUAUCUCUUAUCGCGAGUCGCUGCGGCGGCGCUGUGCAUCUCGCGCUGGGAGACCUGUUGCAUGCACUGCUGCUGCGAGGGAAGUUCACUAUCCUCCAGGAGUUGUGCGCGUGGCUGGGCGAGUCUAGUGACGGCGCCUUGUUCGCGCUGCACAGACUGUCCCGCUCCGCUCGAGCUCGCUCCACGGAACGUGCCACUGACUUGUGGAAACUACCAGAGACUGAUAUAGGACUACACGAUGCUCCACAGAGGUAUCGACCGAAGCCCCCAGACUAUAUGUCCGGUGACGAGGCACCACAGCCACCCCCGCUGCCAAGACAUUCCAGUCGAGAUAAGAAGUUAAACGUUAAACGCUACCCAGAUAUAUCACCACCAAUCCAGAAAAUGGAGUUCGACAUGAAUCAACUACAACUAGUCCCAUCUCGACUCACCCAAAACUCACCUAACCUGCUAAAUCACACCCAGUACACGGGGAUAAUCAACCCUAUAUACGACAUAAAGAUACCUAGAGACAAAUUUACCGUAAAAAGAACGAAAUCCCUAGGCAGGACAUUCAGUUCUAGAAAUUUAGGACUAGAAAUAACUAGGUAUAACCUUACUUUAGGUCAGAGAAAUGGUAAGAGAACUAAUGACGUAGUUACAGCUAUAAAUGAAACUACGGCUGAAACGGGUCUAGAUGUCAAGAGUCAUUUCUUUCAAAGAUACAGUACGACUAAUGUUGUAGGUGAUUCUUAUAGGUUGAGUAGGAUUACUAUUGAUUAAAAGACACAUAUCAGACACCGACGCCUCUAGAUAAACCAAAGGAAAAA